CGUAGGGGAAGACUGCGUCCCUCAAGUAACUCGGGCCCAGCCAGGGCUUUAUAGGUGAUAACCAACACCUUGUAUUGUGCCUGGAAGCACAAUAACUAGUUUUUCGUGUUGUAUUGACUUCAGCAUAUUUAGUGUAGAACAGGGAUGGGAAACUCAUUGCCUUCCAGAUGUUGGCUUGUAGCUCCAUAAUUUCAUAAUUGACGUUGGUUGGAAAUUGCAGUCCAGUAGCAUCUGGAACUCCAGAUGUUCCACAGCCCUGAGACAGAGCAGAAUAGAAGUCUGCUUUAGAAGCAGAAGUCUACAUCUUGUUGUGCCGCAAAGUGGGAAGCGCAAUGGAAACUAUUAAGGACUUGGGGCUAAACUACUAGGCACUAUAUGAAAUUGUGAUUGCAGUUUAAUGUUUAGGAUUGGCACAGGAGAGAGGUUCUCCAAAUCCAAAUGAAAGUUUUCCCAAAGACCAAUCCUGAAAUUGCUUUUUGACCCUCCCAGGGAAAAGCUGCUAUCAACAUCAGUUGUACAUUUCAAAACUAUGUAGGACAGAAUGGUAAACAUAUUGACAUUUUUUGAUUCACAUAAGCACCACUGAUACAAUGAACAGUUUCAGUUAAUGCCGAUGCAAUAUUUGCUAUAUGUUUAGAUUGUCAAGGAAUUCCCCCAUAUUUCUUGUAGUAAUGAAUGAGCUGCAAAUUAAGAUGUGAUAUAGAUGUUCUCUAUUUAACAUAAGCUGUUGUUUAAAAUGAAUCAGUUAUGAAAACACUGUCCAACUUUACUUAGAUACUUUCCGGAGAUGUACUUUUCAAGAGCCAUGUCUGAAAACUAUUACGUGACAUGUGAAUGCAGGCAGGAAGGUGGGCUAACAAUAACUGGGUUUUUUUAUAGCAAAAGAUCCUUGAUUACCUUUUCUCUCUUUUUUCUUCCCAGCACAACCCAUCAGGUGGUUUGUAUAAACAACAUAAAUUUCCAGAGAAAAUCUGUUGUUGGUUAUGUGGAGCUGACAAUAUUUCCAACAGUUGCAAACUUGAACAGGAUCAAGCUGAACAGUAAACAAUGCAGAAUAUACAGAGUGAGGGUUAAUGACCUGGAAGCUGCUUUCAUUUACAAUGAUCCUACACUGGAAGUUUGUCAUAAUGAGUCUAAACAGAGAAAUCUCAAUUACUUUUCCAAUGCAUAUGCUGCUGCAGUCAGCGCCGUGGAUCCUGAUGCCGGAAACGGAGAGCUAUGUAUUAAAGUACCAUCAGAACUUUGGAAACAUGUUGAUGAAUUAAAAGUUUUAAAAGUACAUAUCAACUUUUCUCUGGACCAGCCAAAAGGAGGUCUUCAUUUUGUGGUACCAAAUGUGGAAGGCAGUUUGGCAGAAAGAGGAGCUCAUGUCUUCUCUUGUGGAUAUCAAAAUUCUACAAGGUUUUGGUUUCCUUGUGUUGACUCCUAUUCUGAACUAUGCACAUGGAAACUGGAGUACACAGUUGAUGCCACAAUGGUGGCUGUCUCAAAUGGAGACUUAGUGGAAACAGUGUAUACUCAUGAUAUGAGAAAAAAGACCUUCCAUUAUAUGUUGGCAAUUCCAACUGCAGCAUCUAACAUCUCUUUAGCCAUUGGACCAUUUGAAAUUCUUGUUGAUCCAUAUAUGCAUGAGGUGACUCAUUUUUGUUUGCCCCAGCUUCUCCCACUGCUCAAGCAUACCACAUCAUAUCUCCAUGAAGUAUUUGAAUUCUAUGAGGAGAUACUUACAUGUCGCUACCCUUACUCUUGUUUCAAAACAGUUUUUGUAGAUGAAGCCUACGUUGAAGUAGCCGCUUAUGCUUCUAUGAGCAUUUUUAGCACAAACCUCUUGCACAGUGUAAUGAUAAUAGAUGAAACUCCACUGACCAGGAGGUGUUUGGCUCAGGCGCUAGCCCAGCAGUUCUUUGGUUGCUUUAUAUCUAGGAUGUCUUGGUCAGAUGAGUGGGUGUUGAAGGGAAUCUCUGGCUAUAUUUAUGGCCUUUGGAUGAAAAAAACAUUUGGCGUGAAUGAGUAUCGCCAUUGGAUCAAGGAGGAACUAGACAAAAUAGUUGCAUAUGAACUGAAGACUGGAGGAGUCUUCUUGCAUCCAAUCUUUGGUGCAGGAAAAGAAAAAGACAACCCUGCAUCAUAUUUGCAUUUCUCUAUAAAACAUCCUCACACAUUAUCAUGGGAAUAUUACACUAUGUUCCAAUGCAAAGCCCAUCUAGUGAUGAGACUGAUAGAAAACAGAAUCAGCAUGGAGUUCAUGUUACAGGUUUUCAACAAACUGUUGAGUUUGGCCAGCACUGCCUCAUCCCAGAAGUUCCAGUCUCAUAUGUGGAGUCAGAUGCUUGUUUCCACAUAUGGGUUUUUGAAAUCCAUCUCUAAUGUGUCUGGCAAAGACAUUCAGCCAUUAAUAAAGCAAUGGGUAGAUCAGAGUGGUGUGGUAAAAUUUUAUGGCAGUUUUGCAUUUAAUAGGAAAAGAAAUGUACUUGAGUUAGAAAUAAAACAGGAUUAUACAUCUCCUGGAACACAGAAAUAUGUGGGGCCUCUCAAGGUGACAGUACAAGAGCUUGAUGGAUCUUUUAACCACACACUUCAGAUAGAAGAAAAUAGCCUUAAACAUGACAUACCUUGUCACUCAAAGAGCAGGCGAAAUAAGAAGAAAAAGAUUCCUCUAAUGAAUGGAGAAGAAGUGGACAUGGAUCUUUCUGCCAUGGAUGCUGAUUCCCCCUUACUCUGGAUAAGAAUAGAUCCGGACAUGUCUGUGUUAAGAAAGGUAGAAUUUGAACAGGCUGACUUCAUGUGGCAGUAUCAGCUCCGAUAUGAGAGAGAUGUGGUUGCACAGGAGGAAUCCAUUUUGGCCCUCCAGAAGUUCCCCACUCCAGCAUCACGGCUUGCGCUGACCGACAUACUCGAACAAGAGCAGUGUUUCUACCGAGUGAGGAUAAUGGCAUGCUUCUGUCUUGCAAAGAUUGCAAAUUUUAUGGUGAGUACUUGGACAGGACCACCAGCUAUGAAGUCUCUUUUCACUCGCAUGUUCUGCUGUAAAAGUUGUCCAAACAUUGUGAAAACCAAUAACUUCAUGAACUUUCAGAGCUACUUUCUGCAGAAGACAAUGCCUGUUGCGAUGGCCUUGCUGAGAGAUGUUCAUAAUUUGUGUCCUAAAGAGGUUUUAGCAUUCAUUCUAGACUUAAUCAAGUACAAUGACAAUAGAAAAAACAAGUUUUCAGACAACUAUUAUCGUGCUGAACUGAUAGAUGCAUUAGCAAACUCUGUAACUCCUGCAGUCAGUGUGAAUAAUGAAGCCCGGACCCUGGACAAUCUAAAUCCGGAUGUGCGCCUUAUUCUUGAGGAAAUUACUAGGUUCUUAAACAUGGAAAAACUGCUACCCAGUUACAGACACACCAUUACAGUCAGCUGUUUGAAUGCCAUUCGUGUACUGCAGAAGAAUGGACAUGUUCCAAGUGACCCUGCAGUCUUCAAAUCCUAUGCAGAAUAUGGACACUUUGUGGAUAUACGAAUAGCAGCUUUAGAAGCAGUCGUGGACUACACAAAAGGUUACAGGGUUUUUUAUUUACCAUUCAGUUCAUGCCCAUACAGACUUAAAUUAUCUUUAUAAGUUUCUUAUAUUUGUAUAAAGGCCUGUUCCCUGUUUUCUUUCCCAGUCUUCCAAUAUUAUGUUAAACUUUCGAAUUAUCAACAGAUACAGAUUGGAUUUGUACAGUACAGAUGGG
This is a messenger RNA of Sceloporus undulatus (fence lizard), 3716 nucleotides long. RefSeq names its product transcription initiation factor TFIID subunit 2. Gene Ontology annotation, molecular function: RNA polymerase II general transcription initiation factor activity; transcription cis-regulatory region binding; chromatin binding. Lineage: Eukaryota; Metazoa; Chordata; Lepidosauria; Squamata; Phrynosomatidae. Gene Ontology annotation, cellular component: transcription factor TFIID complex. The transcript is spliced from 19 exons. Bases 788 to 3601 code for a protein of 937 amino acids. The record is from RefSeq and is a predicted model, not a curated record. Gene Ontology annotation, biological process: transcription initiation at RNA polymerase II promoter.